Rhineura floridana is the source of this 3864-nucleotide messenger RNA. RefSeq names its product WD repeat-containing protein 49-like. Gene Ontology annotation, molecular function: protein binding; calcium ion binding. NCBI's taxonomy places the organism in Eukaryota, Metazoa, Chordata, Lepidosauria, Squamata, Rhineuridae. The transcript is spliced from 31 exons. The coding region runs from base 210 to 3449 and encodes 1079 amino acids. The record is from RefSeq and is a predicted model, not a curated record.
AUGUUUUGGGACUUGAAGGAGGUGCAAAGAAUGCAGUAACCUGAGCUGCUGCAAACUCCAAACAGCCAGAUCUGCCUAGCAGGCUCCAUUCUUAGGAACAAAGGGGGCACCAGCCGUUGCCUGAGGGAAGUGGAAGCCUCUGUGGAAUUGUGAGAUUGAGUAGUUGUCACUUGGAAAGCCGGUGUUUGGGCAUUAAUUUUGAUACCAUAAUGCCUCUGAGGAAAAAGGUACGACCAAGUUCUGCUUCAGGGAAGUUAGAAACGUCCACAAUCAGCAGCAUUCUGAAUGACCUGAGAGAGUCGACAGCUGCAACAGACCCUUUGUUUCAACGUGCUCAGACUUCAUUAGGAGGGUGUAGGUUGCAAGCUGUAUCUCCAGUUUCCAUUGGCAGUUUCUCAGUAGCUCAGGAGGAGAUACAGCAGCUCCCAGAAUGGCUGAUGAAGGAACUGCUGAAAGGGCAGCAGAGGAGCCACUCCAUUGGACUCAUGGAAAACAUUUUGGAGAGUGAGAGUGUUCAUCACCGCCUUGACUCUUCCAGAAGUCAAUGGAAAGGAAAGAUUGAGCAGCAAGUAACUCUUGAACAGCUUCAAAAGCUACAUGCAGCCUUUCAGGACUUAGAAAUUAAUGGACAGAGAUCUUUGGAUGUGGAAAACUUCAAGCGGACAUUAAAGAAAUGUAUGGGGUCACAAAAUGCAAGCGAUGAAAAAAUAGAAAAGCUUUUCAUGAAAAUAGACUAUUCUGCAACUGGCAGAAUUCAUUGGCAUGACUUCUGCACAUACAUGCAGCUGGAAUAUGCAGAACAGGAUGGGUCAUCUGCCCGCUUGAAAGAGGUCACUUUUUCGCUACCUGCUACCAUACUGGAGAUCCCAUAUGGAGAGCCUAUGCUGCGCAUGUGCUCACUGUCGGAUAGUACAUUAAUAACAGCUCGAGAAGAUGGACAUAUUUCAUUCUGGUCACCACAGCUCAAGCUAAAACGAAGCAAGAUGGUGUUUGAGAAAACCCACAAAAAAUCUAAGUGGUUGAUGGAUUUCACUGUCAUGACACCAUACAAUAAGUUAAUAUUGGGAACUGGAGAUCGUGAACUUCAGCUCUAUGAAAGCUCCAACUUUGAACCCUACCUUCAAAUUAGUGGUUUAGAGGCUAUACCUCUGAAUGUGGAUUACUGCUACACAGAUCAUGAUGAAUGUAUGAUUCUUUAUGGGGAUGACCAGGGAUGUGUCAAUAUCUUGCUCUUAUGCUCUGUAGGAGAGGUCCUAAGAACAUGGAAGAAGCUGCCCAAAUUGGAAAACCUUCCUAAUAUUAGCCUUGAGAAUGCAACUCUUUCUCCUAAUGUCACUUACAUCCGUUGGAAAGUUCAUGGAGACUGGGUUACUCAGCUGAAUUACUAUGAUUCUAUUAAAGCAGUCAUUUCUGCUUCAAGCCAUGAGUCUACAGCUUUAGUAAUAGGUUGUGUUGUAGGAGCUACCAAUGUUGAGCAACAGAUGAAAGAAAUGAAAGCACACAGGAAAGAUUCAAAGACAAAGAAAGCACAGGCAAACCUAGGAGCUCCCUCCCAUAGAGCUGAGGGGGAUCAGAUUGUUUUUCGCAUCCACAAAGGAGUGAAAUCAUUUGCAUUCAAUAAAAAGAAUAACCUCAUUGUAACAGGUGGGAUGGAUCGAAUUGUAAGAAUGUGGAAUCCUUAUAUGCCCGGAAGGCCAACAGGCAUGCUCAGAAGCCACAUGGCCCCUGUUUUCUAUGUCCACAUAUCAGAAGAGGAUAAAAUAUUUUCCAUGUCAACAGACAACACAAUUAAGAUUUGGGAUGUUGAAGACCAGACUUGCUUAUUCACAGCCUGUUCAAAAAACACUGGGAUUAAAGGAGAGAUUAAUGCUUGCCACUAUAUACCAGGCACUAGAUUACUCUGUGUUGCCACAGAUAUCCUGGCUGUUCUUCAUCUAAGAUUACGAUUGCCUCCGGAUCCUUUAAUAGUAACUUCCCACAAGAAACCAGUUUUGUGCUGCAAAUUCAACAGAGUGUUCAGGCAUGUUGUGAGCUGCUCUGAGGGUUCUGUGGUCAAGGUAUGGGAUUUUGAUAGUGGAAAGCCCUUGUUUGAAUUUGGCAAUGCUCAUGGUGGUUCUGCUAUAACUUGUCUCACCUUUGAUCCUAGUGGAAGAAGACUAGUUACAGGAGGACGAGAUGGCUGUUUGAAAAUAUGGAAUUACAAUAAUGGACACUGUUUGCACACUUUGAAAAGGGAAGACAAAUGUGAUGAAGUAUGUGACUGCACCUAUGUGGAGGUCAACAGAAAUAAGUAUAUCAUAGGUGUUGGAUGGGACAGAAAGAUAAACAUGUUUUAUGAUUCCACAGAAAACUUUCAUCACUUUCAGAAACCUCAAACUCACUGGCAAGAUGAUAUAAACCAGGGACACAAGGAAGACAUUCUGUGCAUUGCUCAGUGUCCACCUACUCUCCUUGCCACCUCAAGUUAUGAUGGUGAAAUUAUUGUUUGGAAUAUGAUCUCGGGUCACAUAUGUCACAAAUUCCACAUUCCUAUUGCCGCUGCCUCUGUUAGUACCAAAAAUGUAGAUGCAAGUGUUAGUCGAGUAAUCUUUCUAAAGACCCGUGCAGUGAAAUUUGAACUGGCUGCAGCUAUUCUUAUUUCCAAUGGGCCACAAGGCCAUCUGCAUUUCUGGAGCGUUUUCACUGGGAAUCCACUUAUAGCAAGUUUUACACCUUCAAGAGGGAAAUCCUUGAUUAGCAGCAUUGCUGUGACUGCUGAUGAUUCAUACCUGUAUGCAGCAGAUGAGGAUGGGUAUGUGUACAUCCAUGACAUCAAAGAUUAUGCUCUUCAGGAUCCGGAACAAGAAGCACCAAAAUAUGUGAACCACUGGAGAGCCCAUUUAAAUCUGGUUCUAUCGUUAGAAGUUAUAGAUGAAGAGAAUGUCCUGCUAUCCUGUUCCAUUGAUCGUACCGUUCGUUUGUGGAGCCUGGAGGGAGAAUACAUUGGAACUUUUGGCCAAGCAGAAUGUUGGGAAAUUUUUACCCCAUCCUCCUGGAAGCAUCCUAUGGUUCCUUAUGAAAUUCUGAUAGAUCCUCAAAGUAUGCCCAUUCACCCUGUACUAGACAACAAGUCCUCUGAUUUGCAGAUCCCAGACCAAGACAAGAGAACUCAUGAUCCUUCCACACCUAAGGAAGCAAACUAUAAUCCCCGGCCCUCCCAUGUUACUGUUACUGAUGAAGACAUUAAAGAAGAAAUUAGCAAACGGUUUUAUGCCAACACCUCAAGUAGGAGGUUGAAACAUGAGCAAUCCAAGCUUUUAAACAGACGAGUUAGCCACGGGAGACCAAACGCUUAUUGCACAAUCAACUAUUAUGAAGUUGACAGUUUCCCAGGGAACUGUCAGAAGCCUGAUUUGUCUGUUCUUGGUACGGACAUUUUCAGUGCUAAUUACCAAGGAGCAGCUGAGUAGCAAGAAACUGAGUACAUCAUUUGCCAGGUCACCAGAACAAGUUGUAGCAAGAACUACUGAAAUCCAUCCUGUUUGUGGAAUUUACAGUACCUUGAAAACUAGAUGGAAUAUGAAUUAAGACCAGUGGAGGCUUGGACAGCUGCUUGAACAUUCAGACUAAACCCAGAGCAUAUUCACUACCCCACUGACACUGGAGCCACCAGCCUCCACUGAUUAAGACAAACUACUACAGAAUAGGAACAUAAAUUACAUGAAACCAUUGUCUGAUGAAUAUCUACAGUAUAUUAAGUUGGAUACUGUAAACUGUAUAAUUAAAGGUGGUAUAGAGAUAUUUUAAAUAAAUAAAACAAAUACCUGCUCACACACAAAUUUUUCAUAUGGUCCAGAUAACUUGUCUCUGAAAUAAUAAACGUAU